This is a messenger RNA of Bufo bufo (common toad), 7942 nucleotides long. It is a transcript of the gene CKAP5, whose product is annotated as cytoskeleton associated protein 5. Gene Ontology annotation, biological process: establishment or maintenance of microtubule cytoskeleton polarity; centrosome duplication; mitotic spindle organization. Gene Ontology annotation, cellular component: spindle pole; microtubule plus-end; centrosome. The transcript has 46 exons. Gene Ontology annotation, molecular function: microtubule plus end polymerase activity; microtubule plus-end binding. The record is from RefSeq and is a predicted model, not a curated record. The coding region runs from base 166 to 6342 and encodes 2058 amino acids. NCBI's taxonomy places the organism in Eukaryota, Metazoa, Chordata, Amphibia, Anura, Bufonidae.
UCAGGUUUAAGGAUACUGCGCAGUGAGACAGUUCAAACGGGCAGCCUAAACGGCGGAGGUUCUGGGAAGCCCGGAGAGCCGGGUGUAUCGCGAUAGAUCGCGGAGGGAGCACGGUGCGACGAGGAAACAGAUAUAUAGCACAGGAACAAACAAAGGGAGAUCAUCAUGGGGGACGACAGCGAGUGGAUGAAGCUUCCUAUUGACCAGAAAUGCGAGCACAAGGUAUGGAAAGCCAGAUUAAACGGUUACGAAGAGGCUAUGAAACUAUUCCAAAAGAUUGUGGAUGAGAAGAGCCCGGAAUGGUCCAAAUAUCUCGGCUUAAUCAAGAAGUUUGUCACAGAAUCCAACGCUGUCGCACAGUUAAAAGGCCUGGAGGCUGCUCUUGUCUUUGUAGAAAAUGCACAUGUCGCGGGAAAGACUACAGGGGAGGUGGUUUCUGGUGUUGUGAACAAAGUAUUUAAUCAGCCAAAAGCCAGAGCAAAGGAACUUGGGUCAGAUAUCUGCUUGACGUACAUAGAAAUCGAGAAGGCGGAGGCUGUACAGGAGGAGCUGCUGAAAGGCCUAGAUAAUAAGAAUCCAAAGAUUGUGGUGGCCUGCGUGGAGACACUGCGGAGAGCCCUGAGUGAAUUCGGUUCAAAAAUAACGUCCCUGAAGCCAAUUAUUAAAGUUUUGCCAAAGCUUUUCGAAUCUCGAGAGAAGGCGGUGCGAGAUGAAGCCAAGCAACUUGCUGUGGAGAUCUAUCGCUGGAUCAGAGACGCUCUGAGGCCACCAUUACAGAACAUUAAUCCAGUGCAGCUUAAAGAUCUAGAGGAGGAGUGGGUGAAGAUCCCACAGUCUGCGCCCAAGCAGACCCGCUUCCUGCGCUCGCAGCAAGAUCUGAAGGCAAAGUUUGAACAGCAGCAAGCAAGCGGAGAUGCUGAAGGAGACGAAGCUGAGGAAGAAGCUGUUCCUCAGAUUGAUGCCUAUGAGCUGCUUGAAGCUGUUGAAAUUCUCUCAAAAUUGCCGAAAGAUUUCUAUGAUAAGAUUGAAGCCAAAAAAUGGCAGGAGAGAAAGGAGGCUUUGGAAGCUGUGGAGAUCCUGGUCAAAAACCCCAAGCUUGAGGCUGGCGACUAUGGAGAUCUUGUGAGGGCCCUUAAGAAGGUGAUUGGCAAGGACACGAAUGUAUUGCUUGUAGCACUGGCUGCCAAAUGCGUAGCAGCGCUUGCCUCUGGCCUCAGGAAGAAGUUUGGCACAUACGCUGGCCAAAUUGUGCCAACUAUAUUAGAGAAGUUUAAGGAAAAGAAGCCUCUAGUAGUUCAAGCCUUACAGGAGGCCAUUGAUGCCAUAUUUCUCACAACCACGCUGCAGAACAUAAGUGAAGAUGUCCUCGCCGUCAUGGAUAACAAGAACCCAACAAUAAAGCAGCAGACUUCUCUAUUUCUUGCAAGAAGCUUCCGACACUGCACGCCCUCAACCCUGCCCAAAAGUCUACUGAAGCCGUUCUGUGCAGCACUUCUAAAGCAUAUCAAUGACUCUGCGCCGGAUGUGAGAGAUGCUGCUUUUGAAGCCAUGGGGACAGCUCAAAAAGUAGUUGGAGAGAAAGCUGUUAACCCGUUUCUUGCUGAAGUGGACAAGCUGAAGCUUGAUAGAAUCAAAGAAUGUGCUGAUAAAAUCGACCUAUCCGGGGGCAAGAAGUCAGGAUCUGGAGAGAAGAAGGAAACCAAAGCUCCUGGGAAAGCGGCACCUCCACCAAGUGCGCCUAGUGAAAAAGAUACAAAGGAAGCUGCCAAACCUGGAAUGGCGCCUAGGAAACCACCGGCCGCCAAGGCUGGCGGUCCUGUUAAGAAGGGUAAAGCCCCAGCAUCUGGUGGUGGAGCUGCUAAGGGAAAGAAGGGUGCAGAUGUGAAAGAGGUGUUUGAACAAGAGCUCUCUCCUGAGGUUUGUGAAGAGAAGGCGGCAGCGGUUCUUCCUGGGACUUGCAUGCAGCUGCUAGAUAGUAGUAACUGGAAGGAAAGAUUGGCGAGCAUGGAAGAAUUCCAGAAGGCUGUUGAAUCAAUGGAGAGGAAUGAUAUUCCCUGCCAAGCACUAGUCAAAAUGUUGGCCAAGAAACCAGGUUUUAAAGAGACCAACUUCCAGGUCAUGCAGAUGAAGUUGCACAUUGUGGCUCUCAUUGCUCAGAAAGGCAACUUUUCUAAAACCUCUGCCAACGUGGUCCUUGAUGGACUUGUAGACAAAGUUGGAGAUGUGAAAUGUGGGGGCAAUGCCAAGGAAGCUCUCAGUGCUAUCGCAGAGGCCUGUACACUCCCCUGGACAGCUGAGCAGGUUGUCUCCCUGGCUUUUGCACAGAAAAAUCCUAAGAACCAAUCGGAAACCCUGAACUGGCUUUCAAAUGCAAUAAAAGAGUUUGGUUUUACAGGGAUCAAUGUAAAGGCUUUCAUCACCAAUGUAAAGACUGCUCUUGCUGCCACAAACCCUGCCAUCAGGAUUUCUGCCAUCACCUUGCUGGGUGUCAUGUUCCUGUAUAUGGGAGCCCCACUGCGAAUGUUUUUUGAAGAAGAAAAGCCGGCUCUUCUGGCUCAAAUUGAUGCAGAGUUUGAGAAGAUGAAGGGACAGACUCCAUCAGCACCAACCCGUGGAUCUACAAAGUCUGGUGCAGGAGGAGAUGAUGGUGACGAGGGGGAGGAGCAGGAAGAGGACUCUCCUGUUGACGUAAUGGAUCUUCUGCCACGGGCUGAGAUCAGUGACAAAAUCACUUCUGACCUUGUGUCAAAGAUCGGCGAUAAAAACUGGAAAAUCCGCAAGGAAGGUUUAGAUGAAGUUGCAACAAUUCUUAAUGAGGCCAAAUUCAUCCUUCCUAAUAUCGGAGAACUUCCAAUUGCACUGAAGGGUCGUCUCGGUGACUCUAAUAAGAUCCUGGUUCAGCAGACCUUGGGCAUCCUGCAGCAACUCGCCACAGCCAUGGGUCCAAAUAUCAAACAGCAUGUUAAGCACCUGGGUAUGCCUAUUGUAACGGUCCUGGGAGAUAGCAAGGCAAAUAUCAGAGCUGCGGCACUGGUGACACUAAAUAACUGGGUGGAGCAAACUGGUAUGAAGGAUUGGUUAGAAGGAGAAGAUCUCUCUGAGGAGCUGAAAAAAGAAAAUCCUUUCCUCAGACAAGAGGUUCUUGGAUGGUUGGCAGAAAAACUUCCCACCAUGCGCACGGUACCCUCAGAUCUACAGUUCUGUGUCCCUUAUUUGUACGCCUGCCUUGAAGACCGUAAUGGUGACGUACGUAAGAAAGCCCAGGAGGCUCUGCCCAUGUUUAUGAUGCAUAUUGGAUUUGAAAAGAUGUCUAAAGCAACUGGUAAACUCAAGCCUGCAUCUAAAGACCAGGUGGUUGUUCUGCUGGAGAAGGCAAAAACCAGCAUGCCAGCCAAACCUGCCCCACCACCAGGCAAGACCUCUUCCAAGCAAGCAGGAGGGUCUGCCCAAGCCUCGGCUCCUGCCCCUGCAGCAGCUGUGUAUGAUUCUGGGCCACCACCUUCAGAGAGCAAGCCAGAUCCAAAGAAGACUAAACCGGGUGCACCGGCGUCUAAAGGAAAGACCCAGUCAGUGUCAUCAGAGGGUAAUACCAGUAUGACCCCAACGAAGGCUAAUACCAGCGUGUCCAAAGCCAAGCAAACUAAGCCGGCGGUUGUGCCCGCAAAGAAAGUGCCAAGCAAGCCACUGAAAGAAGAGGAGGACAGGUCUGGCCCCAUUUACAUAGUAGUUCCUAACGGGAAGGAACAGAGGGUGAAGGAGGAGAAGGCAUUGAAGGUCUUGAAAUGGAACUUUCCAGCCCCUCGUGACGAGUACAUUGAGCAGCUGAAAACUCAGAUGUCUACCUGUCUUGCAAAAUGGCUACAGGAUGAGCUAUUCCAUGCUGAUUUCCAGCGCCAUAUAAAGGCCUUGGCCAUAAUGACUGAUCGCUUGGAGACUGAGAAGGAAGGAGUUAUCGGCAGCUUGGACCUCGUUCUUAAAUGGUUUACCUUGCGCUUCUUUGACACCAACACCAGUGUCUUGAUGAAGGUUCUGGAAUACCUGAAGUUGCUCUUUGCCAUGCUUAGCCAAGAGGAAUACCAUCUCACAGAGCUUGAGGCCACCUCCUUCCUCCCUUACCUGCUGAAUAAGGUGGGCGAGCCAAAAGAUAUUGUACGAAAAGAUGUGCGUGCCAUUUUGAACAAGAUGUGCCUGGUGUACCCAGCUAGCAAGAUGUUUAACUUUGUGAUGGAAGGGACCAAGUCAAAGAACUCCAAGCAGCGAGCUGAGUGCCUGGAGGAGCUUGGCUGCCUGGUCGAAUCCUAUGGUAUGAGUGUUUGUCAGCCGACACCUGCCAAAACCCUGAAGGAGAUCGCUGUGCAUAUUGGAGACAGAGAUAACAGCGUGCGCAAUGCUGCUCUUAACACCAUCGUGAUCGUGUACAACGUGCAUGGAGAGCAAGUCUUCAAACUCAUAGGAAAUCUGUCUGAGAAGGACAUGAGCAUGCUGGAGGAAAGGAUAAAGCGUGCUGGUAAGAAACAGACUGUGGCUGCCCCUGCUAAACAACCAGAAGAGAAACCGCAGCGCGUUCAGAGUGCCAAUACUAGUCUGCAGCGGAAAGCACCUCCUGAAGACAUGUCUUCCAAAUUGAAUCAAGCCCGAAACAUGGGAGGACACCCGGAACCAACUCAUUCAGUUCCCAGAGAAUUCCAGUUGGAUUUGGAUGAAAUUGAGAAUGAUAAUGGCACGGUGAGGUGCGAGAUGCCAGCAUUAGUUCAGCACAAGCUGGAUGAGAUCUUCGAUCCAGUCCUAAUCCCAGAACCAAAGAUUCGGGCCGUAUCCCCACACUUUGACGACAUGCAUAGUAAUACUGCUUCCACAAUCAAUUUCGUGAUCUCUCAAGUUGCUAGUGGUGAUAUCAACACCAGUAUACAAGCGCUGGCUCAGAUUGAUGAAGUCUUGCGUCAGGAGGAUAAGGCAGAAGCCAUGUCAGGUCACAUAGAUCAAUUUUUGAUUGCCACCUUUAUGCAGCUCCGGCUGGUGUACAACACCCAUAUGGCAGAUGAGCGGCUGGACAAAGAUGAUAUUAUUCGUCUCUACAGUUGCAUCAUCGGCAACAUGAUUUCGCUCUUUCAAAUGGAGAGUCUAGCUCGGGAAGCCUCCACAGGGGUCCUGAAGGACUUGAUGCACGGUCUCAUCACCCUAAUGCUUGACACAAGGGGGGAAGAUCUAGAAGAGGGACAGCAAGUGGUGCGUUCAGUCAACCUCCUCGUGGUUAAAGUGCUAGAGAAGUCAGACCAGACUAAUAUAUUGAGUGCUCUUCUGCUGCUUCUUCAGGACAGUCUUCUUGCUACAGCCAGCUCGCCCAAGUUCUCUGAGCUAGUCAUGAAGUGUUUGUGGCGGAUGAUUCGACUCAUCCCAGAAGCCAUCAAUAAUAUAAAUCUGGACAGAAUUCUGCUGGAUAUCCAUAAUUUUAUGAGGGUCCUGCCCAAAGAGAAGCUAAAGCAGCACAAGGGUGAGCUGCCAAUGAGGACCCUAAAAACUUUGCUGCACACUCUGUGCAAACUGAAAGGCCCGAAGAUCAUGGAUCAUCUGAGCAUGAUUGAGAACAAGCAUGAGUCUGAGCUGGAAGCUCAUCUACUGAGGGUAAUGAAGCACUCCAUGGAUGGCACCAGUUCAAAGUCCGACAAGGAGACAGAGAAAGGAGCGUCCCGCACGGAGGAAAAGGUUUCAAAAGCAAAUGUUAGUGACUUCCUUGCUGAGAUUUUCAAGAAGAUUGGAUCUAAAGAGAACACAAAGGAGGGUUUGGCAGAGCUGUACGAGUACAAGAAGAAAUAUUCUGAUGCAGACAUCGAGCCCUUUCUCAAGAACUCCUCCCAGUUCUUCCAGAGCUAUGUGGAACGUGGUCUCCGUCUCAUUGAGAUGGAGAGGGAAGGGAAGGCUCGCAUCACCUCAUCUGCAGGUAUCACUCUACCUGUGACAGAGAUAAAUAAUCAACCAGCAGUGACCAGCAGCGCUCCACCUGCUACAAAUGCUAAUGGAGAGGAAGUGGGACCUUCUGUCUACCUGGAGAGGCUGAAAAUACUGCGCCAGAGGUGUGGGCUCGAUAAUGCAAAGCACGACGAGAGGCCUCCCCUCAGCUCCCUGCUCUCGAAGACCUCUACUCCAUCAGUGGUGUCCUCCACAGACAUGCUGCACAGCAAGCUCUCCCAGCUCCGGGAAUCGAGGGAGCAGUUUCAGCACUUGGAUCUGGACUCCAACCAAACUCACGCCAGCACCACAUCGUCCACUUCUUCCUCGGCCACUACAACCAACAUUGACGACUUGAAAAAGAGACUGGAAAGAAUUAAAAGCAGUCGGAAGUGAUUUGCCCACACUUAAGCCUUGUGCUGCAGUCUCUUCCUAUCUGCACUCUUUAGGAGUCUAGUCUAUGGCUCAGUGGCUCCGUCUAGGUCUAUUGUAAACUAUCGUUUUAUGUAUCAUACUGUGCAUUUCUUUGUUUGGGGGGGUGGGGGGGAAUAUCUACCGUGGCUGAGUAUUUGUACAUACAUAUAUAUCUGUUCUAACUCUCCUGUGUGUUUUAGUGUACAGACUGUGUCUUCCUGUUCUAUGCCUAACUUUGCGCUUUAUUUUUUUUGGUCUGGUUUUAAUCGUCCAUUUCCAUGGCUCUUAUAUUUGUAGCUCCGUGGCUGUUUUUUGACUUGCUUUUAAUUUAACAUAAAGCAGUGGAUCGCUGAUUCUGUAUGGAAUCGUAAGGCAUGGCAUGAAAAUGUUUUUGUAAAUAAAGUUUGAAAUAAGUGACUACAUUGUAAAUGAUGCUGUCCUUCAGUUGCUCCAGUGAUUUUUGGACCUGUACAUUACAGUAACUAAUCCAAAGGCCUUGUACCUCCAUCUAGCCACUAGCUCUCUUUCUCAGAGCCGUAAAGUUUGGCAUUUCGUUUUCAUGGGCCGUCAUAAUAAAAAUUUUCCCCAUGGUUAGGCCUUUCAUUGCUGUAGUCUGACCAUGGCAUGAAAUGGGAUUGUACGCUCAUACAAAUAGAAAAUAAUUUUGUAAGACAGUAAUUCCUUAAUUGGAUUAUACACAUGAAAUUUUAAACUUCAAGUAUUUUAUAAAAAAUUAUUUUUCCAUUGUGCUUUGGAUAAAAGUUAAAAUAAAACUACAUGCAACCAAAAUAACCCAAACUUAACAGGUUAUUCAGUGGGAACCAUGUAUAGUUUGCUUUUUUACAUUUUUGUUUAAUCUCAAAAAUCAUGUGUUCUGUUUUUUCAAUGCAAAAGACUAAAUACCCUCAAAUGGCACCAAAAAAUUAUGUGAAACCUAUUCAGAAAUUGGGUGUAAUGUAAAGAUCUGCACCUGUUCUGUGUUUAUGACCUGCUCCCAGCUUUGGCUCACAAUAACUGAUCAAAUAACUGGUGUGAACUCAGCCUUAUUCUAUUCUAUUCACAUGUCUGCAAUGGGUCUCCAGGACAGCUUGUCUUGAGGUCCUAAACUUUGGCUGAGAAGGUUCUGUAUCCUUGAUAGAAGACUGGUUGACUCUGAUCAUCUUUCAGUGGUGGCCUGUGAGGAGUAGGUCACUGGAUGAUCAUGGUCUAUGUAUUUGUGUCAAUGGUUUGGUCAGCUUUGGAGAAAUCCCUUCUCGUUAGAAAGGUAGACCCUUGCCGAGAGGGAAUAUAACAUUGUUUUCUCUGAUAUUCUAACAACUGUAUGUUCUUGCUCCCAUGGCACUGAUCUAGUGGUGUAAGUGGUUUGCGAGGGUAAAAUGUGCUGACUAGAAUCCCUUUGGGGUAGCUUGGAUGCAUUUGUGCACACUGUUGGAUAACACCCAGCCAUAGAGGAAGUGUUUAAAAAUAUCUUUAUUGAUGGGCAGACGUACAGAAUUUGGUUGUGUUGAGCUGGAAUGCUUUGAAAGCUAAGUGGUUAAGAACCAGAUGCUGGAAAAUAAACUUGCUCUUAGGGAUUUUGCUC